Molecule: messenger RNA, 2180 nt
Organism: Anguilla rostrata (American eel)
Lineage: Eukaryota; Metazoa; Chordata; Actinopteri; Anguilliformes; Anguillidae
Product: arrestin domain-containing protein 3-like
Exons: 6
Coding region: 151-1095 (314 amino acids)
Biological process (GO): protein transport
Cellular component (GO): cytoplasm
Source: RefSeq, a predicted model, not a curated record
CAAUUACGUAACCAUGCACUGUACGUAUUCGUCGAUAUAAACAUAUUUCGACGUGCCACUACUAAUAUUGCGAUAGCAAAGUAGUUUAAGUUGGCACUGGCAUUUCAAGCGCUGGGGGGUGGGGCACACUUAACAUAGUAGCCUACAACUAUGGUACACAAAAUGUUUGAAAAACCAUUUAAAUCCUUUGCCAUAAUUUACGAAGACGAGAGAAAAACUUUCUCCAGCGGUGAAUUCAUAAAGGGGCAAAUACGUUUGGAAUUAUGUGAAGGAAUUAAGUUAUGCGCAAUAAUGCUUGCUUUAAAGGGUGAAGCUAAAGUUUCGUGGUUCAAAGGUUACGGUGAGAAUAAAAGAACUUACAGUGCAAGAGAAGAAUACUUCAAUAUUAAGGAGGUACUUCUGGGAGAAGAUAAUAACGGUGUUGGCGAAGGAAACGUAGUCCUUCAAGAAGGAAUGCAUGAGUACCCUUUCAGAGUCCAGCUGCCACAAGGAAAUUUUCCAUCAUCAUGUAAAGGGUUUCAUGGGAGCGUGGUGUACUGUUUGGAAGUGCAGAUACACAGACCAUGGAGAAUGCCUAAGUUCCAGUCAGAAUUUAAUUUUGUCAGCAAAGUAGAAGUGAACCACCCACAACUGCUAGUGCCACAGUCAGCUUCCAGUAACAAGGAGCUGUGUUGCCUCUGCUGCGCCUCAGGGCCCAUAUCCAUAGGCGUUCAACUGGAGAAGAAGAGUUUUGCUCCAGGAGAGAUGAUUAAUAUCACCGCGGAGUUUGAGAAUUUCUCUUCCCGUACACUUGCUCCGAGUGCAGCACUCGCUCAGACACAGACCUUUUACACUUGCCCUAAAAAGUCUGAGAAACGCGAAAAUAUAUAUCUCGCACUCGUCGAAGGGAAGCCUCUUCCGCCUCAUUCUCGUGACGGAUGGGAGAAUCAGAUGCUGCAGAUACCUGCCGACACGCCCCUCACGCUCUCCAACUGCCAGAUUAUGGAGCUGGAGUACUCUUUGGUGGUGCGUGUGGCCAUUCCAUGGGGAGUCGAUCUCAAAGCCAAAGUCCCUCUGGUAAUCGGCUCUGCUCCCUCCUGUCGUCCUCUUGCUUAGACACAGUCUACUGCAGUCUUGUUUUUUUUUGCCAAAUUAUCAUGGAAAUGAGAUUGCUACCAAACACGGAACAUAAAACUGUUACCCCACAAGACAAACAAGUUACAAACAUCAAACAGGGAAUGAGAUGGCACUAUAACAGUAAGGGGAGCAUACUUCAGACAUGGUUCCAAUUAUAAGUUGAAAAAUAUCAGAAACCCAACUUUCCAAAUUCAGUACAGGGGUGAGGGACUUUCUAGAGUAUCACAUCCGUAGAGCUGAGGUGAUAACUGUGAAUUUCUAAUUAGCACACUGCUGAGGAAGGAAGGCAGUAGACCAGUUGUUUUAUACAGUAGGUGAAUAUAUACCAGUGGAUCAAUCUGCACAGAUGUAAAGAAGUCAACCCAGACCACUGAUAUAAGAGACAAUGAUGGGUUAGGGUUUUAGCACCUGCAAUGAAGUGCAGAGCACUAUGGUAUACCUUGUAAAAAUACAACCUGCUAUUCUCUGUUGUGUACUGUAUGUAACUUGCAUAAAAAGCUUUUAAAGCUACAUACGUCUACAUGUGUAUCUGAAAUGCCAAUUGUAGAGCAUAGGCUGCUUUCUGUACAGGUUUCAUAAUGUAUAACAUAAAAGGCAUAGCGCUUGGUAACCUUCUCCUGGAAAAUGUCUGAAAUUAUGCUUAUCUGGUCCUUUGCUUAUCGGCUUUCUUUUUGCCAGGAAGUGAACAUACUUGAGUGUUGUUGUUUUUUUUACAGAUGUGAUUUCUUAAAGACACUCGGAAUGAAUGUGACACGCAAAGUAAAUGCAGUGUUGUCAUUUAAAAUUUUCAGUCUGUUGCAUUAGUAUUGCAGUAGUGCAAAAUGAUAUUACGUACUCCGUAUUGCAUAUUCAAUAGACCAUGAAAUGGUACAGUACCUUACUCGGUGCUGAGUAAGAGGCCACCUCUGUAUCUGCAUUUUAAUGGAAUGGUAAUUACAGCAGACCAAUGGACACCAUCUUUUUUAAUACAUGGAUUUAACUUCAUUUUUGACUGAUUGAUAAUGUUUUUAGUGCAGUUAUGAUCUUUGCAACCAAGGACCUCAUAAAUAAUUCCUUACCACUUG